AUGGCGGGGGCGGGAGUGAAGAGGAGGAAAGCCGGGCUCCCGGGUUUCUGCUGGAAAACCUGCUAUUUUCAUAUUUUAUUCUGGGUUGUCUCAGUCUGUGGUGAAGAGAAGACCUUCAUCGUUGAGACUUGGCUGAAGAACUAUGGCUACCUGCUCCCACACGACAUCCGGACGUCGGACCUGCGGUCGGAGAAAGCCAUGCAGUCCGCGGUCGCUGCCAUGCAGCGCUUCUACGGGAUCCCAGUCACCGGGGUGCUGGACCAGACCACCAUUGAGUGGAUGCGGAAACCUCGCUGUGGGGUCCCUGAUCACCCCCGGUUCAGCCGCCGGGUCAGCCGCCGGAGGCGAAACAAACGUUAUGCUCUGACAGGUCAAAAAUGGAGACAGAAACACAUCACAUACAGCAUACACAACUUCACUCCCAAAGUUGGGGAGAAGGACACGCAGAGGGCCAUCCGCCAGGCCUUCGACGUCUGGCAGACAGUCACGCCGCUGACCUUCGAGGAGAUCCCGUACUCGGAGAUCAAGAGCGAGAGGAAGGAGGCUGACAUCAUGAUCUUCUUCGCCUCUGGUUUCCAUGGCGACAGCUCUCCUUUUGACGGAGAAGGAGGCUUCCUGGCCCACGCCUACUUCCCGGGCCCGGGGAUCGGAGGGGACACGCACUUCGACUCGGAUGAACCCUGGACUCUGGGAAACGCCAAUCACGAUGGGAAUGACUUGUUCCUGGUGGCGGUUCAUGAGCUGGGCCAUGCCCUGGGGCUAGAACACUCCAAUGACCCCAGCGCCAUCAUGGCCCCUUUCUACCAGUACAUGGAGACCCACAACUUUAAGCUGCCCCUCGAUGACCUACAGGGCAUACAGAAAAUAUAUGGAAUCCCCACCGCCAUGUUGGAGCCCACCAGGCCCUUACCCACUCUCCCCGCCCGCCGCACCCACUCCACCUCUGAGCGGAAACCCGACCGGCAGUCUCGGCCACCGCGUCCACCCUCCGGGGACAAGCCCUCCUCUCCUGGUAGUGGAAAACCCAACAUCUGUGACGGGAACUUCAACACUGUGGCCUUCUUCAGACGUGAGAUGUUCGUUUUCAAGGACCGCUGGUUCUGGCGACUGCGUAACAACAAGGUGCAGGAGGGAUACCCGAUGCAGAUCGAGCAGUUCUGGAAAGGCCUUCCUGCUCGGAUCGAUGCAGCUUACGAACGAUCGGAUGGAAAGUUUGUCUUCUUUAAAGGCGACAAGUACUGGGUGUUCAAGGAGGUUACUGCUGAGGCGGGAUACCCCCACAGCUUAGUGGACCUGGGGAACUGCCUGCCGCGGGAUGGCAUCGAUACGGCCCUGCGCUGGGAGCCUGUGGGCAAGACAUACUUCUUCAAAGGGGACCAGUACUGGCGCUACAACGAGGAGAAGAGGGCCGCUGACCCCGGGUACCCCAAACCCAUCACCGUCUGGAAGGGCAUUCCUGAGGCUCCACAAGGGGCAUUUGUCAGCAGGGAAGGCUUCUAUACCUAUUUCUACAAAGGGAAGGAUUACUGGAAGUUUGACAACCAGAAACUGAACGUGGAGCCUGGAUACCCCAAGUCGAUCCUGAAGGACUGGAUGGGCUGUGACCAAUCGGAGAUGGAGAAGAACAAAGACCGGCAGCUGCCCCACGAUGACGUGGACAUCAUGGUGACCAUCAACGACGUGCCGAGCACAGUCAACGCCAUCGCCGUCGUGAUCCCCUGCAUCCUGUCUCUCUGCAUCCUGGUCCUGGUCUACACCAUCUUUCAGUUCAAGAACAAAGGCGUGCAGCAGAACGUCACCUACUACAAACACCCUGUGCAAGAGUGGGUAUGACAAGGCUUGGUCAAGCUGCCGCCUGCAGAUAUUGUUGAGAGGGCUACAAAAAAAAAAGACACAAACAGUUGGAGCACCAGUGUGACCAGUGCCUGCCUUGCACAACCGUGGCGUGAUGGGGCGGACCCCGCCCACUUCAUUAGACUCUAAUGAUCGUUGAGAAAUUUGUAUGUUAUUUAGCAUGAGCCGAAGCACAAAACCGGCUGGGAGCCCCUGGACUUCUAGAAAGCGGGGCGCCUCCUUAUCCCCUUACCA
This is a messenger RNA of Conger conger (European conger), 2088 nucleotides long. RefSeq names its product matrix metallopeptidase 24 (gene mmp24). The transcript has 9 exons. The record is from RefSeq and is a predicted model, not a curated record. Gene Ontology annotation, molecular function: metalloendopeptidase activity; zinc ion binding. NCBI's taxonomy places the organism in Eukaryota, Metazoa, Chordata, Actinopteri, Anguilliformes, Congridae. Bases 1 to 1833 code for a protein of 610 amino acids. Gene Ontology annotation, biological process: extracellular matrix organization; collagen catabolic process; proteolysis. Gene Ontology annotation, cellular component: extracellular matrix.